Messenger RNA from Hyla sarda, 4665 nucleotides. RefSeq names its product regulatory factor X1 (gene RFX1). The record is from RefSeq and is a predicted model, not a curated record. Gene Ontology annotation, biological process: regulation of transcription by RNA polymerase II. The transcript is spliced from 22 exons. Gene Ontology annotation, cellular component: nucleus. Bases 729 to 3626 code for a protein of 965 amino acids. Lineage: Eukaryota; Metazoa; Chordata; Amphibia; Anura; Hylidae. Gene Ontology annotation, molecular function: DNA-binding transcription factor activity, RNA polymerase II-specific; RNA polymerase II cis-regulatory region sequence-specific DNA binding.
UUCAUUUUUAUAUUGAUUUUUUUAUCUUUUCAAUUACCUAAAUUUACAUGUCAGACUACGUGGACGUUAUAAACUACAAUUCCCAGGCGCCGGAGCUCUUCACGCAUGCGCACUGCGCAGCGAUAAGUGACAGCUGUCGUCAACCAUUCACAACAUGACAGGAAUCCAGCGGAGGCCUAUAAAACGUCUGAGAAGGUGGUGACAGUUUCCAUAGUAGCAGAGGACGGUUAAGCUCUCUUACCAAUCACAAGCGGAGCUCUAAUGAUUGACAGGAGCCUUCACCAAUCAGCUCUCUUCUUAUCCUAAGCACCGCCCCCUUCACUUCAUGACAGUGCCUCGCGUCACAAUUUUGACUGACAUCUCCUCCCGCCAAUCCGAUCGCUCCUUGAUUCGCCUUCGUUGACGACAGGAAAGAAGGGGGAGGGACGGUAGCAACAGUUGCCCGGGUGAGGGACCGAGCGGCCAUAGCCACGGUAGUCGUGGCGACAAGAACCCCGGCAACGGGAAUCAACAACAACAACCACCCCCCCCAGCAUCCAAGACCCGGUUACCGCGCCACAUUUUCGGUGUACCCGUUACCAGCAGGGUGGGGUCGUUCUUAAAUUCCCACCGGGCACUCCCCCGGAAUCCAGCGCUGGAGAGAAACCGGAAACGCCCGAUAAGUGACCCGACUCGGCGCUGUGACAGGAUUACGGUCGCUAGGGAACGUGACUCGCUCACCAGCCACAAUGGCUACCCAGGCCUACGUGACGGAACUCCAGGCCACUCCACCCACCUCAGCUCAGAGCACCCCCCAGCAGUAUGUGGCAGAACUGCAGGUGACCCCGCCAGCAGCCACCCCUCAGUCGGCCGGUCCUCAGACCCCUGCCCCUCAGCAGUACAUAGUGGUCACAGUCUCCGAAGGUUCCAUGAGAGGCAGCGAUGGUGAACUGAGCCCAGGAGGGUCCUCAACCACCCAGACUGCUGUGCCCACACAGGUCGUGCAGCAGGUACAUACAGCGCAGCAGAGACUGCUGGUACAAGCCAGGGUCCAGCCCAAAGUGACUGCAGUGUCUCCCCUGCAGCUGGCUGGAGCGUCUGUAUCCCAACAACGCCUGGUGGUGCAGAGUGCUCCAAAGGCGGCUCAGGUCUCCCUGGCAGUACACACAGUGCAGCAGCCGGCGCAUUCGCCACCAGAGAGUGAAAGUGCAACCCUGAAGACUGCACAGAGUCAGCCCCUGCAGGUGCAUGGAACCCCUCAAGAGCGCUCUGUUGUGCAGGCGACUCCUCAACCGCAGAAGUCUUCUCCUGUCCAUCAAUUGAAUGUCCAGGGUCUGCAGCAUGUCCAGGGGACUUCAGAGAGCUCAGUCAGGAGGUUUCUGUGUAGUUCAGCUGAGCAUCAGAUAGAACAUGAAGAGUUAGAGAUUACAAUCUGCCAGUCCCCGCUCCACUCCUUACCUCCUAUGAUGCCAGGGCCUAGUUCCGAGUGGGUGGAUCUGUUCCAUUUCAUGCCUUCUCAUCUACUUUUUUCCACCUUACUCGGAGACCACCCAGAACAGAGAGUCAAAGUUCAGAGAGUGCCACAAGUUUUGCUGUUUGAUACCGCCCCCACCGCGCUGAAAGUGCAGCAGUUACCACAGGUUCCGGUACAGCACGUAUAUCCUGGGCAAGUUCAGUAUGUAGAAGAAGGAGAUGCCACCUAUACGGCAAGCUCCAUACGCUCAGCAUCCUUCCCCUAUACAGAGACUCCACUAUACAGCCAAGCCACGGGAUCCACUUACUAUGAGUCUCAGAGUGCCACAGGCCCGGUCAGCUCCCCUACAUCCUCUCCGACUGUGGCCAACAGUCCCUCGGUACCUAUGUAUGUAUCUGGAGGACAGAUCCUUGCCAAUGCCACCCCACCGGGGGCUUCUGGAGGAACUGCGGCCAGUGGAGGGUCAGGAUGUGGCACCUAUGUGAUACAGGGUGGAUUUAUCAUGGGUAAUGCUGUUCAGUCCUACUCUCACACCACACGUGCCUCCCCUGCCACGGUCCAAUGGCUGCUGGACAAUUACGAGACAGCAGAGGGGGUAAGCCUCCCCCGUAGCACCCUGUACUGCCACUACCUCCUGCACUGUCAGGAGCAAAAGCUGGAGCCUGUGAAUGCGGCAUCAUUCGGGAAGCUCAUCCGCUCAGUCUUCAUGGGGCUCCGCACCCGUCGCUUGGGGACCAGGGGGAACUCCAAGUAUCACUACUACGGUCUCCGAAUUAAAGCCAGCUCCCCCCUACUGCGUCUUAUGGAGGAUCAGCAGCACCUUGCUAUGCGACAACAGCCCUUCUCCCAAAAACAGAGGAUGAAGCCCAUUCAAAAGAUGGAGGGAAUGAGUAAUGGAGUCGGAGGAGCUCAGCAGACGCCUUCUGGCCUUUCUGACAUCAGCUCCCAGGUUCAGCAAUACCAGCAGUUCCUGGAUGCCUCUCGGACACUUCCAGAGUUUGGGGACAUAGACCUACAAGAAAAGCCACUUCCGGAUGGCAUCACCUUGGACAGCAUCAAGGCCUUUCAGCUGCUGUACCGUGAGCAUUGUGAGGCUAUUGUGGACGUGGUGGUGAAUCUUCAGUUCACCUUGGUAGAGACGCUCUGGAAAACCUUCUGGAGGUUCAACCAGGCCCAGCACAGUGAUAACACCAUAGAUGAUGAAGCAGAGAAACGUUUGCCUAAGGACAGCCUGGUUCUCUUAUCCAAGUACGAGCCCCUGUUGAAAUGGUGCCGGGACUGUGAUCAUCAGCUGUACCAGGGGCUUGUGGAGACGCUUAUUCCAGAUGUGCUUCGCCCUAUUCCCAGUGCUUUGACACAAGCCAUUCGCAACUUUGCCAAGAGUCUGGAGAGUUGGCUUACAAGUGCAAUGAUGAAUAUCCCCGAGGAGAUGGUGAGGAUUAAGGUUGGUGCUGCAAGUGCCUUUGCCCAGACGUUACGCCGCUAUACAUCACUAAAUCACCUGGCACAGGCAGCUCGGGCUGUGCUGCAGAAUACCGCCCAGAUCAACCAGAUGCUCAGCGACCUCAACAGGGUAGAUUUCACCAACGUACAAGAGCAGGCCUCAUGGGUGUGCCGCUGUGCUGACCGGGUAGUCCAGCGUCUGGAGCAGGAUUUUAAGUUAACCCUUCAGCAGCAGAGCUCCCUCGAGCAGUGGGCAGUGUGGUUGGACGGUGUUGUCUCCCAGGUUCUGAAGCCUUAUCAGGGCAAUCCCGGAUUUUCAAAGGCUGCAAAACUGUUCCUACUAAAAUGGUCCUUCUACAGCUCCAUGGUGAUUCGGGACCUUACCCUGCGUAGUGCCGCCAGCUUUGGUUCCUUUCAUCUGAUUCGCCUCCUAUAUGACGAGUACAUGUACUACCUAAUAGAGCACCGUGUAGCCCAGGCCCGUGGAGAGACUCCCAUUGCUGUCAUGGGAGAGUUUGCCAAUACUGGGAGCUCAUCGCAUUCUAUGGAUCAAGACAAGGAUGAAGAAGAGGAGGAGGAUGAUGAGAGCGAUGAGGACAUGACCCACGAGCUGCCCCUCCACUCCAAUGACUCUUCCACCGCGCUGGGAUCCGAUUCCCUCGAACCGCCCAGCAAGUUAGCCCGGACCGACGACCAGAGCAUUUUUGUCCAAGUCGCCCCCAACACCUAAUAAGCUGCAGAUGGGUCAGACGUGCGCCACAUCCUUCACACGGUAGCAUGGACAGGUCUAGGGGUCACACCUGUGAGUGCCCCAAUAAUGCACUAGAUAUAUGUUCAAUACCAACAAGGCAAAGGGCUCUUGUAGCUGUCUGUUCUAUAUGGCCGAGCACUAUAUGUGUAUAUGAUUUAUACACAGUAACUGCAGGUUGUGUAUGUAUACGUGAUCCCAUACAUAAUGCACCACUGCUGUCUGCACCCGGCCAAUGUGUCUAUAUGUAUAUACAUAUUUUAUCUAUACAGAACUGGAUUGUAAACAGAGGCCCGUCCUACUAAAUUUUAGUAUAUAUAUUCACUGACAAGAGACCCUAAACCGUGCCAGUUGGCGAAUUUUCAGUGCCAUGACCGUAUACCUAUAUAUAAGCUAUAUAAUUAAGCAUUCUAUGCUGCCAAAAUGUAUUUACGUCACUAGCUAAAUUCUGUGAUCUGUAAAUCCAGCUUUUUCAGGCGUUGGUGGGUUAACUACAAGUCUCAGCAUGCCUGCCGGCUAGACAUUGUAGCUUCCACAACAGCUGAAUGGCUGCAGGAUACCUACCGUACCUCUUAUGUAAAAUCUGAUUCUACUGCCUUAAAAAAAUAAAAUAUCAGCCCACCCCCCUUUGCUCCCAGCACUGGGCAUCCGACCCCCCACCCUGUCCCAGCUUGUAUUCCUGUGGAUAACAUGACUAACUGUUAAUUAUAUUGAAUAUUGUGAUAUUGUCGCAGUGGGACGCCCUACGUGCUCCACCCCACACCAUGGCCUUACAUGUCUUCUUGUUCGUCAAACCUGUGUAAUCCCACUGCCUGUAUACGGGGAAGAGGAGGUAUUGUUAUUUUGUAUAAGCGAUAUAUAUAUAUGUCUAUCUCUAAAUCUUAGUUUUGUCUCGAUAUGACAGGAAGGGGAAGAUGGUUGAGGAACCGAGGGAGACUGCAGGCAAAACAGUUUUCUAACUUUUUUGUAGUAUUUCUUAAAUACACAAUAAAAUUUUGCUGUGUUCUGUAAGUUAUAUGAG